This is a messenger RNA of Gadus morhua (Atlantic cod), 2472 nucleotides long. RefSeq names its product par-6 family cell polarity regulator gamma b (gene pard6gb). Gene Ontology annotation, molecular function: protein binding. The record is from RefSeq and is a predicted model, not a curated record. Lineage: Eukaryota; Metazoa; Chordata; Actinopteri; Gadiformes; Gadidae. The transcript is spliced from 3 exons. Gene Ontology annotation, cellular component: apical plasma membrane; nucleus; cell cortex. Gene Ontology annotation, biological process: regulation of cellular localization; centrosome cycle; establishment or maintenance of cell polarity. Bases 284 to 1858 code for a protein of 524 amino acids.
GAGGGCUGUAGACGAAUGGGGUGAUGUCAUUUCAAAACUUAAAUCACUCCCCCAAGUCUGAGGUGGUGAGUUGUUUGCCUCUUUUUUUUCCAGUCAAGUUCUUUCAUAUAAACGUCGUGGAUCAUCCAAACAUCGGCGGCGGAUCGAGACAAAGUGUUAAAGUGAACGAGAACAACAACGAGGCGACAGGACAGGAGCAUUUAUUCACAAUAGUCUGGAGCCGAGGCUUAUCUCUGCGGGGAAACGCUGUUGAACUUUUUUUUUGCUACAAUCACACACCAAAAUGAAUCGGAGUUUUCAUAAAUCGCAACCUUUGCGAUACGCGGAUUGUAAUGCGGUGGAGGUUAAAAGCAAGUAUGGGGCGGAGUUUCGGCGGUUCUCGGUGGACCGGGUGAAGCCGGGGAAGUUUGAGGAGUUCUCCCGGCUCAUCAUGCACAUCCACCGCAUCGCCAACAUGGAGCUGAUGAUCGGCUACGCCGACGUGCACGGCGACCUGCUGCCCAUCAACAACGACGACAACUUCUGCAAGGCCGUGUCCAUGGCCCACCCCCUGCUGCGCAUCUUCAUCCAGAGACAAGAAGAGGUGGACUACACCAGCUUCGGCACCAACACGCUGACGCGGCGCAAGAAGGCGGUGGUGACCAUGCGCAACGACGUCAACCGCAAGCGGCCGCACAUCCGCAUCGGCAUGCCGCAGGACUUCCGGCCCGUCUCCUCCAUCAUCGACGUGGACAUCCUGCCCGAGUCGCACCGCCGCGUGCGCCUCUACCGCCACGGCUCGGACAAGCCGCUGGGCUUCUACAUCCGCGACGGCACCAGCGUGCGUGUCACGCCCCACGGCCUGGAGAAGGUGCCCGGGAUCUUCAUCUCCCGCAUGGUGCCCGGCGGCCUGGCCGAGGGCACGGGCCUGCUGGCGGUCAACGACGAGGUGCUGGAGGUGAACGGCAUCGAGGUGUCGGGGAAGAGCCUGGACCAGGUGACGGACAUGAUGAUCGCCAACAGCCACAACCUCAUCGUCACGGUGAAGCCCGUCAACCAGCGCAACAACGUGGUGCGCAGCAGCCGCAUCUCGGGCAGCUCGGGCCAGUCGUCGGACAGCGGCGGCUCCACGGGCUACCCCAGCCUGUCGGUCGGCGGCGGCGGCGGCGCCCUGUCUGCGGGGGCGGGCGGUGUGGCGGCCCCCUCGGGGCCACUGACGCACGGCUACCCCGACGAGCUGGAGAGCGACGAGGAGGCGGACAUCGUGAUCGAGAGCAGCGUGAAGCGGCCGUCGCGGCGGUCCAACGCGUCGGUGGCGUCGGCGGCGUCCACCGCCUCGCGCUCCCACCACCACCACCACCACCAUCACCACCAGCAUCAUCCACAGCAGCAGCAGCAGCAGGCUCCCAUCUCGGCGCCCCCACCGCCGCCACCGGCGGCAUCGGCGCCUGCACCAGCGGCCCCCCCGAGCCCUCCUUCACGACCCCCGUCGGUCGUGUCCACCGCCUCCUUCCACUCCCAGCUCAGCCUCAACGGGAGCACAAACCACCAACACCAUCACCACCAGCAGCAGCCGCAGCAGCAGCAGCAAAGGGAGCAGCAGCAGCAGCAGCAACAACACCACCAGCAGAACCAGCAGCACCACCACCAAAACAGCCUGAGCUACCAGCUCCACAGAGACCUGAACCUGCAGAACGGGCCUCAGACGCCCCACAGUCCGCACCACGCUCAGCCCCAGCACCACAGCAGCAACCCGGCCCUGCGACACAGCAACGGCAGCCUGCAUAAAAUCCUCAGCUCCCUGAGAACGGACCCGAGGCACAGCCUGGCCCUGCCCCGGGGAGGGGUGGAGGAGGACGGCACCGUCAUCACCCUAUAACACGGAUAGACACGGACACACGCAUGCACACACACACACACAUACACACACAAACACACAUACAGGUGCAGACAGACAGACAGAGAGCAAGCCUCCAAGCUGCCUAAAGACUUAAACUGGAUGAUUUUAAAGGCGGGGCCGGUACAUCUGUGCGUCGGCAUGCUUCCUCACGAGUCAGUAUGCAAAACUCAUUUUAUCACUUUUUGUUUUAUUUUUGUUCAAAGAUAAAAUGGUAAGAUUUUGAGAAAUGGAUUUUAAAUGCGAAAAAGGAUGAACAAAAUAAUUGAUCUGUUGCUGUGUAUUUCUAAACAGUUUCAUUGUCUUUAUUUUAAAUAAUUUUGGGGACAAGAAAGUGUUAUAGGUAAAUCCACUGUAUUCUAUUCACAUUAGUGACCACUUUUAUUGAGUUGUUGUUUUGUUCUUAUUACUGGGACCAACUUUAAUGUUUUCCUAAUAGACUUUUUAAAAUCAUAAAUUCUGUAAUUAAUUCAGUGAUACUAUAUUUCUUAUAAAUGUUGUGAACCCUGUCUUUGUUUUUUUUUUAUUCUUCCUUUAUGCAUUGUCAAAUUUGAUCAAAUUGUUGAACCUUUUCCAAUAAAUUAUUCCAAACUUAA